AUGACCUCUGUAGCAAAAAGACAUUUGAUGUUUUCAGGGUUGGAUCUACAUGCUGAAAACGCCCAACUUGCACAGCAGUUGGCCUUGCUGGCUGGCCAGAUAGCUCAGCUUCAAGGGCAUGCUACCACCCUCCCCCAGCCUCAGGGGAAAUGUACGGUUGCCAUGCUGGAUAAGUUUGACAGCAACCAAGCCAUGUUUCCAGCUUUCUUGGGACAAUGCCAGCUUUUUAUCAGUCUGAGAGAGAAGGACUUUCCCACUGACCGGGCUAAAAUGGGGUUUAUCAUCAGCUUACUUUCAGGCUCUGCAGCUCGUUGGGCUAUUCCUUUGUUGACCCAGGCUAGCCCUUUGCUGGACGAUUUCAGGGGGAUUUGUAAUCACCUCAGACUCAUGUAUGAGGACCCCAUUUAG
Thamnophis elegans (Western terrestrial garter snake) is the source of this 408-nucleotide messenger RNA. Its product is annotated as protein LDOC1-like. Bases 1 to 408 code for a protein of 135 amino acids. The record is from RefSeq and is a predicted model, not a curated record. The transcript has a single exon. NCBI's taxonomy places the organism in Eukaryota, Metazoa, Chordata, Lepidosauria, Squamata, Natricidae.